Ambispora leptoticha is the source of this 194-nucleotide messenger RNA. The record is from the annotation of a GenBank genome assembly. Lineage: Eukaryota; Fungi; Glomeromycota; Glomeromycetes; Archaeosporales; Ambisporaceae.
AGGCAACAUUGGAUCCAAACGAUCCAACAAAACGAUAUUCGUAUUGCUCUUCAAAUUGUUUCUGGUACGAAUCGAACAAAUUGGGCUCCGUGAAAAUGACACAACUCCAAGGAAACGAUCCAGAUUAUUCAACAGUACGAUCAAAAUUCUCAUUUGGACUGCCAAACGCGAAAAUAAUCGCGAUAAUUCGAUGA